UUGACACGCAGAAUGGAUAAGAAAAGGACUAACGUACGCCAAUUUGCUCGUCUUGUUUCGUUCAUGGAGGAACAUCCAGAACUAGCUAGAGGUGGUAGAUUCUCAGAUUGCAGAGAAUCUGUUUCUUCUCUUUGGGCUACAAUUCAAGCUGCAUUAAAUAGCUUGGGUCCUCCGACACGUUCUGUUGCAGCUUGGCAGAAAGUUUGGAAUGAUAAAAAGCUUCAAAUAAAGAAGAAACUGCAGCAUAACCAAAACGAAGUGAGAGCUACCGGUGGUGGGCGCAAUACACAGUACUCUUUUAAUGAUGUAGAAGAAGCCAUCAUCCGUCUACUGUCUUUGCGAAGAACAGUGGACCACAAUGGUGCUAUUUUUGGAACACAAUCCUCCACAGGACUUCCAAAUCAAGAGCAUAAUCAGGAAUUAAAUGAUGGACCAUCGCCAGCUGGCGAGAUUGAAUUGUUAAGAACGUCGGCAGAUCUAACCAACAGAUCAACUCGAACAAGUGAAACUGAAAAUGAGCAUCGAUCAACGCGAAAUCGUGGCCGCGUUAAUCAGCGCAAUUACCGCAAAGCUCUGCUAGAAAAGCAGACCAAUGAUCUUAAAGAACUUAAAGAACAUGUAUCGGCAUGUGCCAGGUACUCUCGAAAAUCGUUUAUGGUCCAUGAGAAACGAUUCGGCUUAGAACAAAGGCGGUUUCAAUUAGAGGAAGAAAAAUUUCAAUUUGAAAAACAAAUACGAUUAGAAGAGCAAAAACGAUGGACUAAACAGUUACAACUCAAACGAAAAAUUCUCAACUACAAGAGGCGUAAACUAGAUUUCGAGAUGGGACGGACAACAAUUGAUGCAUUGGAAGAACACAAUGAACAAUUGGAAGCUCAACUAGAAGAUAGCUUCAAUGGGGAGAAUAAUUAAACGUCUUUGCUUUGAAGAUAUUUGAAUUUAAACGCAAUUUAAAUUGCUUUUUAUUUUUUUUAUCAUGUGAAAAGCGUGUUCGAAUAAUAUAUAUCGUUGUCUACAAAAUAUUGUUCCUAAUUUCUCGUCUUACUCCAUUUUAAUUUUCAUAUUCUUCAUUUUCUCCAUUAAUGGGUAAGUUUUCGUUUUCGUGAAUCAGCUCAGGGUCGUCGAAAUCCAUUUUAUGUUUUACACGGAGAUUGUAAGGUGCGACGUAGUAGUACAGUUGUUUUUCCUUUUGCACAACAAAAUGUGCCUUUAACCACACCUGUUGUUCAGUAACAUGCGUCUAAGUUCUUAAAGGAGUGAUCAGCAACAGCAUUAAAAGAUAACCGGCAUCACCUAAAAUAUUUGUUGGACAGAGCAGUUAUAAUAAGCAUCAAUACAGUUCCUUGUCAUUUACGAGAUAAAUUAUUCUCUGUUUUGUUCUACUGCAUUGAAUAUGUUUUUUUGAUACAUCAACAGUUUGCUAACUAUAUAGGCGCUUUCUAACUGGACUGAUUUUUAACUGGGAGUUCGUUAAGGGGAUUCUAAAGGUUUUUUUUAAUCAUUCCAUGUAAAACUGCAUUCAUAGCAGUGCAUCGUGGAUCCUCUUGAUAGCCCAAUUAAAAAGCAGCAUCCGUUAAUUAAACUGAUGUUCUAGCCCGCAGUUAGCAAAUGGCUGCUGUACUUACAAAUAGUUUUGUAAAUAAGAGUUACCGAUUAACCAGAAGUUUUUUUCCUCGUUUGCGUGAUUUUGAGUAUCUAUUCCACAUCGCUACCGUUCUACACAAAAGAAUCAUAUGAUGAACAUAUCGAAUCACCAGAUUAUGGUCACAAAUCUAUAAUGGUUGUAUACUGUCGUCAUACACAUAUUUGUCCCACGCUUGCUGGGAUUCUAUGUACAUGGGACAAUUAUGCGUAGAACGACAGUAUAGUAGCGUUAUAUAUUUAUUCAUUUGUAUGAAGCACAUACGCUUAAGCCUCCCUCCCCGUAAAACGUAACGUUAUUUGUGAACAGAUCCCUAGGCUCUACAACCUACCACAAUUACGUUGAAACUAUAUGGAAACCUUCUCUGUUGCAAAACAA
Molecule: messenger RNA, 2020 nt
Organism: Armigeres subalbatus
Lineage: Eukaryota; Metazoa; Arthropoda; Insecta; Diptera; Culicidae
Exons: 2
Coding region: 13-912 (299 amino acids)
Source: RefSeq, a predicted model, not a curated record